Messenger RNA from Hydra vulgaris (swiftwater hydra), 1058 nucleotides. RefSeq lists its product as uncharacterized. The record is from RefSeq and is a predicted model, not a curated record. Lineage: Eukaryota; Metazoa; Cnidaria; Hydrozoa; Anthoathecata; Hydridae.
GCGAUAUAAAUAUUAAAAAAACAAAGCAAGUUUCCUAGACUGGAUUGAGAUCAUCGAAGAGGAUGUUGUUUAUACAAAUUUUGUUAAUGUUCUGUUUUUUGUUUCAAACUGAGCAAUAUGCAAUCGAAAAGAAUAGCGUAAAUAACUCUUAUAUAAAUUUACAUUCAGAAGUAGCUCCCACAUUGUCUCCAGCAGUAGCAGUUUUUGGUAAAAAAAUAUGUGAUUGUGAUAUCCAUGAAAAAUGUUACGUGAAAUUAUGCAACCAAAAGAAUGAAGUUGAUUCAAACUUAAAGUAUAAAACAACGUUAGAUGACCUAAAGCGUUUAUUUACCAGUGAAUUACAUUCACUCAAAAUUGAAAUGGAUUUAAAAUUGACUAUCGAUAAACCAAAAAAAAGAGAACAACUACCACCAGAUGCUCGUGGUGAUCAAUCGCCAACAGACGCUCGUGGAGAUCAACUACCACCAGAUGCUCGUGGUGAUCAAUCGCCACCAGACGCUCGUGGAGAUCAACUACCACCAGAUGCUCGUGGAGAUCAAUCGCCGCCAGACGCUCGUGGAGAUCAAUCGCCACCAGACGCUCGUGGAGAUCAAUCGCCACCAGACGCUCGUGGAGAUCAAUCGCCACCAGACGCUCGUGGAGAUCAAUCUCCACCAGAUGCUCGUGGAGAUCAAUUGCCACCAGACGCUCGUGGAGAUCAAUCUCCACCAGAUGCUCGUGGAGAUCAAUUGCCACCUGAUGCUCGAGGAGAUUAUAAAACUAACAAAAUUCGUGAAAAUAUUUUGGAAAAAAGGAUUCAGUGGCUACUCUCUUUGUAACAAAAAAAUUUAUUUGAAUUAAUAAAAUAUAUAUUUAUAUGCAUACAUCAAACUAUAAAUGUAAAUAAUUGUUAACAAAUGUAAUUAACUGAUAAAAGAUUACUUUAUAAAUCAUUGAAAUACAGAAUUUCUUACGACUGUAAGAGUAUUAAUUUAAAAACAAAUUAACUUUAAGUAUGUGUUUAUCUUGCCUUUAAAAUGCAUUUACAAUAUAUUAUUAUACAUUCAUAUAUUAACAUA